This is a messenger RNA of Carya illinoinensis, 1623 nucleotides long. RefSeq names its product aspartyl protease AED3. NCBI's taxonomy places the organism in Eukaryota, Viridiplantae, Streptophyta, Magnoliopsida, Fagales, Juglandaceae. Gene Ontology annotation, biological process: proteolysis. The record is from RefSeq and is a predicted model, not a curated record. The coding region runs from base 119 to 1435 and encodes 438 amino acids. The transcript has a single exon. Gene Ontology annotation, molecular function: aspartic-type endopeptidase activity.
CUAAUUAUUACAUUUACAUGGGUAUUUAGGUAAUUAUUGGCCCUUAACUUCACGUUUAUAUAAAGUACUGCCCCCUCUCUGAUUCCCAUGCACACACACUACGAUCCUUCUUACCAUCAUGGACUUGAGAAUUGCCACAAUAUCGUUUAUCUUCUCUCUUCUUAUCACCACCAACAGAGCCUUUGAUCCCUGUGCCUCCCAAUCGGACGGCUCAGACCUCUCUGUCUUUCCCACCUAUGGCAAAUGCUCUCCGUUCGAACCACCCAAGACCGACUCGUGGGUCAACACGGUCAUGAAAAUGGCCUCUAAGGACCCGGAAAGGGUCAAAUACUUGGCGAGCCUAGGUGCCCAAAAGAAGGUCGUCUCUGCCCCGAUAGCAUCGGGUCAGCAACUCUUUAACCUCGCCAACUACGUCGUCCGAGUCCAACUCGGUACGCCGGGUCAACCCAUGUUCAUGGUCCUGGACACCAGCAACGACGCUGCGUGGGUCCCGUGCGCCGGUUGCACCGGGUGCUCCAACACAGCUUUUUCGACCAACACUUCGUCUACUUACGGGUGGUUGGAUUGCUCCGUGCCUCAGUGCUCUCAGGUCAGAGGAUCCACGUGCCCGUUGACGGGGUCCGUUCCGUGCCUCUUUAACCAAUCCUACGGUGGAGAUUCAUCUUUCACGGCCACCCUAGUUCAGGACUCUCUCGGAUUAGGCGCUGAUGUAGUUCCGAACUACCAUUUUGGGUGUAUUAGCUCCGUCUCCGGAGGGUCAAUACCACCGCAAGGGCUGUUGGGACUGGGUCGUGGACCCUUGUCCUUGAUGUCACAGUCCGGGUCACUCUACUCCGGCGUGUUCUCGUACUGUCUACCCAGUUUCAAAUCCUACUACUUCUCUGGGUCACUCAAACUCGGUCCCGCUAGCCAACCCAAGAACAUCCGGACCACCCCACUUCUCCGGAACCCGCACCGUUCAUCCUUGUACUAUUUGAACCUCACCGGAAUCAGCAUUGGUCGUGUUCUCGUCCCCAUUGCUCCCGAACAUCUAGCAUAUGAUCCUAUCACCGGCGCCGGAACCAUCAUAGACUCGGGCACGGUCGUGACCCGAUUUGUCGAACCCAUUUACACGGCUAUCCGGGACGAAUUCAGGAAACAAGUGAAAGGUCCAUUCUCAUCGCUUGGUGUGUUCGAUACGUGCUUCGCUGCCACCAGCGAAGCUAUGACGCCCCGAGUGACGUUUCAUUUCACGGGCUUGGACUUGGUGCUGCCAGUGGAGAAUAGCUUGAUCCAUAGCAGUUCUGGGACUCUGGCAUGUUUGUCUAUGGCGGCGGCGCCGAAUAAUGUGAACUCGGUGUUGAAUGUUAUAGCCAAUCUGCAGCAGCAAAACCUUAGGAUCAUGUUUGAUGUUACGAAUUCUCGCUUGGGAAUUGCACGUGAACUAUGUAAUUAGACUAGCCUUCUUUUUCUUUUCUUGCCGUAAGUCUAGCAACAUGUGUGAUCAUUAAAUUAUGCCUUAAUAAUGCCAAGCAAAAACAGGUGGAGAAAGGAAUAGCGUACGAUCGAUGAUAAGGUUGCCCUGAUCAUGUUAUGGACAUUAUUGUAUGGCUGUAAUAUAUAUGCAUUUUAUGGUUUUGGGAA